Molecule: messenger RNA, 4135 nt
Organism: Amphiprion ocellaris (clown anemonefish)
Lineage: Eukaryota; Metazoa; Chordata; Actinopteri; Pomacentridae
Gene: ascc2
Product: activating signal cointegrator 1 complex subunit 2
Exons: 19
Coding region: 11-2440 (809 amino acids)
Biological process (GO): regulation of DNA-templated transcription
Molecular function (GO): ubiquitin binding
Source: RefSeq, a predicted model, not a curated record
UGUACUGCGCAUGCGUGCGGUUGAAGGGAAAAACAAACUUCCUGGGCGACAGGUGAUUAGAAAAUGUUGGAAACGAAGCUGUUGGAAGGGAUGGCCUGAAGCAGCAGCAGACGGUCACAUUCAGCGAGUAACCAGAGAAGGAGAAGACAUGGCCUGUGCUCGAGUCCCUCUGGAUGAGCAGCAGGUGACUGAACCUGGACCACUGGGGAAGGAACGAACACUGCCUGCUCUGCACCCAGAGAGAGCAGAGGACCGAUGCUUUGUGCCUUAUAAACCUCCUCCAGAAGAAGCCUCUCCUGCCGAGGUGGAGGAGUUUUUAGAACGUGCCAAAUUCAUCACCGAGGACCUGGAGUGGCUGCUGGCGCUGCCUCACGACAAGUUCUGGUGUCAGGUCGUGUUUGAUGAGUCUCUGCAGAGAUGUCUGGACUCGUACCUCCAUCACGCCCCUCGAGGCCUCGACCUCGCCGCCCUGCCGUCCUCUCCGGCGGUGGCCGACACGCAGCGCUCCGUCCAUAAGGCGGUGUUCCUGACCUUCCUCAGGAUGGCGACACAUAAAGAAUCAAAGGAGCGCUUCAUCACCCCAGCUGUGUUUGGAGAAAUCAUCUACGAGAACUUCCUCUUUGACAUUCCCAAAAUCCUGGAUCUGUGCGUGCUGUUUGGAAAAGGCAACAGUCAGCUGCUGCACAAGAUGAUCGAGAACGUCUUCACCCAGCAGCCGUCCUACUACAGCGACCUGGACGAGACGGUGCCCACAGUCUUACAGGUGUUUGACACCAUCCUGGAUAAAUGUGGUCUCCAGUGUGAAGGAGCUGCUGCCAUGGAGCCGAUGAAGCUGAACGCACACAAACAACCCACUGCCAUGACCAUGAGCCAGCAGGAUCUUGCAGAUUUAAUUGCGUACCUGUGCGACUCCACCACCACCAUCCAUGCCUUCCUGGACAUCUUCCCUGCCGCCUGCUCCAGCUUUUACUCCCAUGGCUUCAUCAGCAGACUGACCUCGUUUUAUGAGACUGCUGUGCCCGACCUGGAGAAGGCAGUCAGGAAGAGAAACUUUGACCAUAAAAGUCUUCAGGACGACUUGUGGAAGCGACUUUCUCACUCCUGCCGUAAGAUGGUGGAGAUGACUCACCUGCUGCUGCAUCACACCUGCCUACAGCCCAUACUGGAGGGGAGAGAAAACAUGCAGACGUCUUCAGAGGAACUCCUGCAACAUUUCACUUCGUUUCUACCUGAGAAAAGGUUCUUGUCGGACUACGACGAACAGUUUCCCAUCGCAGACGACAUCAGCCUCCUGCAGCAGGCUCUACCCGUCAUCGAUGAGACCAGGACAUCUUACCUGCUGCAGGGCGUUGAAAGUGCCUGGGACAGCGUUGGACGACGGAAACCUCAGAUUCAGAGUAAAACCUCAUCAUCUCUGUUGUCCAAUCAGGGCGCAGUGGGCGGAGCUACUGCUGCUGCUGCUUCGGGCGGAUUUAAAGCUCCAGAGGUCAGAGAGCCUGAAGGAGCCGAGGCCAUGCUGGAGGUUCCCCACAAAGGAAAUAAUGGCGCUGUGUGUCCAGUCAGCGGUGCAGAGCUGGAAUCUCUGCUGUCGUGUAUCAGAGAUCUGCUUCCUGAUCUGGGUGAAGGUUUCCUGCUGGCCUGUCUGCAGGAAUACGACUACAACUCUGAGCUGGUCAUCAACAACAUCCUGGAGGACCGACUGGCCCCGAACCUGGACAAACUGGACCGAGCCAUGCCGAGGCCGGUGAAAGAGGAGCUUCCAUCUGUGCUGAACAACAGAUCCAACGUGUUCGACGACGAUGAGUUUGAUGUUUUCCGCAGAGAUCAGGUGGACAUGUCCCGAAUCUGGAAGGGCCGGAGGAAAGGUGAAAGUGCUAAAGAGCUGCUGAACGACAAGCAGCACAUCGAGGAUCAGAGAGCUCGUUAUCAGGCCUACGAGACGGUGGUGGACGAAGUCAUCAUUGAACCCGGAGACUCUUCCUCCGCCGCCUACGACCUCGACGACUACGACGACGAGUACGACGACACGUACGACAUGAACCAAGUGGGAGCCAACGACCUGGACGGAGACACUUUACUGAACAGAAGACCGUUCACCAUCCCACAAGUGCUGAGAAAAGGAAAAGUAGAGGAAGAGGAGGAGGGCGAAGAGGAGCAAGAAGACGACACUUUACAGAACAACACAAACAGGGACCAGUUCGUGCAGGAUCCGGCUCUGCUGAGGGAAAGAGCUGAAGCCAGAAGAGCCGCCAUGCAACAGAGGAAAGGCAUCCGGCCGGAGCGUCCCAGUAACGUUGCGGGUCGACCCAAAGGCCAAGGACAAACCCUGGAGACAUUCCUGGACCGACGCAAGAAGGAGGCCAACAAGAGCCGAGUAUCCAACCACAACCGACGCACGAUGGCCGACCGCAAGAGGAACAAAGGGAUGAUCCCGUCCUGACCGGAGAGACGAGAACCUGCUGAUGUUCUGGUGUUGAAAGGUUGCAUUAGUUUACAGACUGAACUUUUAGACGGUCAGCUCAUUAAAAAAAACCAAAGUUGCGAGUGUGAGCCAGAGACUGACAACAAAGAAUCACACCUUUAUUUUUUUGCCAAGUAACAAAUCAGUUUAUUAAGAUCCAGAGUGAUAGAAUGAAGCUUCUUUGACAUCAUAAUCGACCGAUAGACGACAUAGGAAUGAGAUGCAGAGACGCCGGUGGUUUUUCCCCUCUGUAGCUUAAAGAACAAUAACUGACCUGGUGAUUAGAUCUGGACAUCGGCCUCUGAUGUGCUGCUUUUACUGCUCAUCUGUGUGAGCGUGUAGCGUUCAAGUGUUGCCGUCACCAAACUACCUAACGCUACUCCAUGACCAUCUUAUUACUACGGAGCUCUGGAAAGGUCACGGCAAGAAGGUUUAGAAAUCUGCUUCACAUUCCCUCUGAUUCAUAUGAACAGUCGGUCUGUUAACACGCUGCAUUUAGAGGCAUUUAUUUCUCAUUAUUCAUUUUAAAAAGCUGAUCUGUGAUGGUGAAGCUGUGUGAUUUAUGGUUAUUGUUUCAGCUGCUUCUGUGGAUGCGUCCAGCUGUUACUGAGAGAUGUUUGUUCAGUUAGGGCUGAAUAAUCAUCAGUUAUGAAACUAAAUCGCAAUUUAAAACAAACCAGUUAGCAGAUCACAAAUGCCGCAGUUAAGGAUAUAGAAAAUUGUGGCUUUGCUGUAAUUCAGGUAGAUUAAAACUAGAGCAGCAGUGUUUAAUUGUUAAUCGUCAGCUAUUUUGAAGAUCAGUUAAUUAGUUUGAGUACUUUUUUUUGGGAUACACAGUCUCUAUUCUCUGAUUUCAGCUGCCUAAAUGUGAAUAUUUUCUGGUUUCUUCACUCUUUCAUGACGGUAAACUGAAUAUCUUUGAGUUGAGGAUGUCAUUUCAGGCUUUGACAAACAUUUGUUACCAUUUUCUGAACCAAAAAACUAAUCAAAUAAUCAAGAAAGUGAUCAGCAGAUUAAUAAACAAGGGUAAUAAUCACUAGUUGCAGCCCUAAUUGUCUCAUGUCCAGAUGACAUAACAUGCUGUAGCUUUUGCUACGAUUACAGCUGUGACUCGUUUGUUUUUAGUCGUGUAACACACUAUCAAUGAUCAGUACUUAUAUUAAAGCUAUUGCACUUGAGAACUCAUGAAUACAAACAUCUGUCAUAGAAACAGCUGGAUUUAUCCACAGCAGCAGCAGAUUGAACCAAUUACCAAACAUCCAGUCAGUGCUUCACCAUCACAGAUCAGCUUUUUAAACUGAACUAAAGCAUCAUUUCUCCUCUUUAAAGAAUCUGAGUGUUUCCCUAAGCGUUAAACCGACACACCAGCUGUUCGUACGGAUCAGAAGGAACUCCUUGAAACAGAUUGUGAGGAAAUGCAAAUGAAAACCUUCCUACCGUGACCCUGCAGGACUCCGUAGGUUACGAUGCUGUGUUUUGGAAGCAUUUGCUGUUCAGAGGAGGCCUGGCGUCUCUGAAGCCUCCCUCAUGUUGCCAUGCACAGACUAUUUUCUAUGAAGAGAACAGAUCUAUCAGAGCGUUUUGUAACAAAGGAAAGCACAUGUAUGUCAUUGCUUUUUGGAGUUGACAUUGCAAAAAAGAAAAAAACAACAUAAAUACAAUAAUUUUUUGACA